CGACGUUUGGGGAUAGUAUAAAUAUCUUCACUCUCGCAUUUUGUCGAAUAGUUGGCGUGCAACAAGCAAUGGAACGGUAUCAGAGCUCGUAGAAUCGGCUACAGUUUUUUCCGUCUCUGUCCACAUGAAGAGCGUGGCUGAUUGUUUCAGGCGGCACCGUUUCUCCCAUCGGAGUGACUUUCUACGGAAUGGAAAUUCUGCUGAGACAACCAGGUGGAGGCUAAUACUGCUCGGAGGGCCGAAAGAUGCUUUUAGAAGAGUGCAUGAUCAUGACAUUAUGUGUUUGAGCCGCACCCUGCAAUCAAAAUUCUUCUGUACUAGCUACUCCUCCGGUGUGCAUGAUGAAAAGCCUUCUGCUGAGUAUGCAAAGUUGAGAAAAGAGGCCCUUGAGAGCCAAUUUGGACGUGCACUUGGUACGAAAAGUGUUUCUAUGUUAUACCAGUUUGGUCCAUUCUUGGCAUUGUACAGAGCGGCAAUUAUUUCAUUCCAUGUGUUGAAGCUAACUAUUUGGCGCUUCUUUGUUCAUGAUGUAAAUAAACGUUCGGUUAAGUUUCGUGAAGCCCUUAUUCGACUGGGGCCUUUCUACAUCAAGCUUGGACAAGCGUUAAGCACAAGACCUGAUAUACUGCCUAGUGUAUAUUGCCAAGAACUUGCUAAAUUACAGGAUCAAAUACCUCCAUUCCCAACACAUAUCGCCAUUAAGUCUGUAGAAUCCCAAUUGGGAAUGCCGUUAUCACAAAUAUUUGCUGAUUUUAGCAAGGAGCCUAUUGCUGCAGCGUCAUUGGGGCAGGUUUAUAAAGCUCACUUGCACUCUGGAGAGCUUGUAGCUGUCAAAGUUCAGAGGCCUGGGAUGUCCCAUCUGUUGACCCUUGAUGCUCUAUUAUUUCGUAUGAUUGGAGGGCAACUAAAGAGAUUUGCUAAAGCUCGGAAAGAUCUGCUGGUAGCAGUGACUGAGAUGGUGAGGCAUAUGUUUGAGGAGAUUGACUACAUCUUGGAGGGCCAAAAUGCUGAGCGCUUUGCUAAUCUUUAUGGUCACAAGUCUUCAAACCUUGAAGAUACCGAUGCUGCCCAUCCCAGUGGCGUCAAAGUUCCCAAAAUUUACUGGAAUCUAACACGCGAAACUGUUCUCACAAUGGAAUGGAUUGAUGGAAUUAAGCUCACGGAUGAAAGGCGUUUAGAAGAGGCCAAUUUAGAUCGCAAGCUACUAAUUGAUGAGGGUGUUUACUGUUCUUUGAGGCAAUUACUAGAGGUGGGAUUUUUCCAUGCUGACCCCCAUCCUGGAAAUCUGGUUGUUGAUAAGAGUGGCUCCCUUGCUUAUUUUGAUUUUGGGAUGAUGGGUGAUAUUCCUCGCCAUUAUCGCGUGGGACUGAUAAGAGUGUUAGUGCACUUUGUUAAUCGCGACUCGUUCGGGUUGGCUAAUGAUUUCCUAUCUCUGGGGUUUCUACCUGAGGGGGUUGACAUCCAUUCCGUAUCAAACGCUUUGCAGUCAUCAUUUGGUGAUGGGACAAGACAGUCCCAAGAUUUCCAGAGUAUAAUGAAUCAGCUGUAUGAUGUCAUGUACGAGUUCAAUUUCUCUCUUCCUCCGGAUUAUGCGCUGGUGGUCAGAGCCUUAGGAUCACUUGAAGGAACUGCAAAAGUUUUAGAUCCUGAUUUCAAAGUUGUUGAGAGUGCAUAUCCAUUUGUCAUUGGUAGGCUAUUGUCGGACGCAAGUCCCGAUAUGAGGAAGAUUUUGGGACAACUUCUUAUACGGAAUGACGGCUCUAUCAGAUGGAAUCGGUUAGAGAAACUGGUUGCUGCAAUAUCACAUCAAGGUUCUGAAGCCGAUGGGGCUUCUUCUAAACCUGAAAGAACUUCAGAUCCUUUGGGAUGGAGGUCAUUCAACAUGAAUUCUGUUGCUGCAGCUACAGAGGAUCUUUUCAAAUUUAUAUUGUCUAAGAAAGGUUCCAGGGUUCGCGUUUUUCUUAUCAGAGACAUAAUUGCGGCAGCUGAUACUUUUCUUGACCACGAAGUUAUUUCCUGCUUUGCCGAAGAAAAUUUAAAAGCAGGAAAGCAGCAAUCUGAGGACGAGGCGAUGCUGUUGAGAGUGGUGAAUGGUCUCAAAUCUUUUAGAAAGGCGGUGGUUUUAGCUCCCGGCGUAUGGACAGCUAUGGCUCUACGGCUGGCAGCCGAGCCGGAGUUCCAGAGGUUUGCCUGCGACACAGUGUCAGCACUGUUGGCACACUCUCGCAAUAAAGUGCCGUCGACGCUGUGGAUUUGGAUAUCAAAGAUAUCUCAUAAGGUAACUAAGGAUGAUCCCUCCUCAAAUUUGUAGUGUCUCGCUUAUUACUAUUACUAGGUUUUUUGCCUGCCUUACAUUGUUUUGUUACUACUACUAGAAUUGACAUAAAAUAGACUUGGAUAUUCAAUACAAAUAAAUACAUGCUCAAUGGUCAUUAGGAAAAGAGAAUUUUUUAAAUUUGAACAAAUAAUAGUAAGUAUGAAUACACUGAAUAUGAUUUGAUUUAUAAAUUUUAAAGAAGAGGAAAAAGAGGAAAAUUAAGGGAGUAU
This is a messenger RNA of Andrographis paniculata, 2547 nucleotides long. RefSeq lists its product as uncharacterized. Lineage: Eukaryota; Viridiplantae; Streptophyta; Magnoliopsida; Lamiales; Acanthaceae. The transcript is spliced from 14 exons. Gene Ontology annotation, biological process: protein phosphorylation. Gene Ontology annotation, molecular function: ATP binding; protein kinase activity. The record is from RefSeq and is a predicted model, not a curated record. The coding region runs from base 125 to 2311 and encodes 728 amino acids.